Messenger RNA from Hyalella azteca, 2686 nucleotides. RefSeq names its product N(G),N(G)-dimethylarginine dimethylaminohydrolase 1. Gene Ontology annotation, molecular function: dimethylargininase activity; amino acid binding. NCBI's taxonomy places the organism in Eukaryota, Metazoa, Arthropoda, Malacostraca, Amphipoda, Hyalellidae. The coding region runs from base 226 to 1050 and encodes 274 amino acids. Gene Ontology annotation, biological process: positive regulation of nitric oxide biosynthetic process; arginine metabolic process. The transcript is spliced from 7 exons. The record is from RefSeq and is a predicted model, not a curated record.
CCGUCAUGUUGAAAUGACGUUUCCAACAAUUUUUGGAAAUCUCAAAUCAAGAAUGGAAUGUAAACAUUGCAGAUCAGUUAGGUGUGGUAAGGCGUAGAGCGAGCGUGAUGUAUUCAGAUUAAGAGAUAGUGAGCGCUGUUAGUUGCAAUAUUAUUCGUUAAUUUUGUUGUCUCUCAUAGAGGGUAAAUUUGUUACUUUUUACCUACAGAAAGGUUAGGAUGUAGAAUGUCUUCCAGAUUUACGCACGCUAUUGUUUGUAGGGUCCCCGACUCAAUCAACAAAGCAAUUGGAGUUGAAAAUCCAAUUGACCUUGCAAAGUGUCGGAGACAGCAUGAAGCAUAUGUGCAAGCUCUUCGUGAUGCUGGUUUAGACGUGAUUGAACUUCCAGCUGAUGAACAGCAGCCAGACUGCACAUUUGUGGAAGACACUGCAGUUGUCUGCAAUGGAAUUGCUCUUUUGUGUAGACCACAGCCACCUUCUCGGAGGCAAGAGGUCAAGUACAUGAAGAGCAUCCUUCAAAAGGAACUGAACCUACCAGUAAUGGAGAUCAGUGAUGAAAGUGCAACGCUUGAAGGCGGAGAUGUUCUAUUUACAGGACGCGAGUUUUUUGUAGGAUUGUCUGAGCGCUCCAGCCGCUCUGGGGCUGUUGCCCUCGCCAAUGCCUUCCCUGAGUUCCCAUGUUCUCCUGUGAAGGUUGAUGGCGCUCUUCACUUAAAAAGUUUGCUGACAAUGGCAGGACCUGAUGUCAUCUGUGUGGCCAAAGAUAAGCAUGCCCAGGAAGUUUUGAAGCGCAUCGAGAGCUGCGCGAGUUUCACCUACAAGACAGUGACGGUGGACGACAUAUGUGCGGCCAACUGCGUCUAUGCUAACGGCACAUUGCUGCACCGCGCUGCGUCCGAGCUCCCUGAGAGUGCCAAGGUCAUCACAAGCAAGUUGGGACACCUGAAACUCAGAGGCUUAGAGUUCAGCGAACUGCAGAAAGCUGACGGGUCACUAACAUGUUGCAGCAUCCUAGUCAGCCAGCCUAAGCACCUGCGAUCACUUAGCUGAACUGUCUCACGUUCAUACAUCAUCUGCUCGUAUCAUAUCAAACAGGCCCAGUUUUCUUCGAUGGAUGCCAUGUAUCUUCAAUAUAAAUCUAUGGCUGGGUAGAAUUUUAGCUACCAUGCUGCGUUUUUUAUGUUAAAUUAAUGGGGCCUGAACAAUCAAGACAUCGCCAUUGGUAAAAAAAAUUGAACAUCUUGGCCAUGUGAUAAUUUCUGACUUGGAUAAUUCAUAUUUUAGCGCGUCUCUUGACUUGCAAGUGUUUUAUAAUGCUGCCUUCGAUUUAUUAUAAUGAGAUGAAACUCGUCUGGGAAUACAAAAAGCAACUACACGUUUUGUUUGGUCGAAGAUUGUGACAAGAAAAUGCUGGUCCUGGUUGGCUAGGUAUCUGGCUGUUCCUGCUCCCUGUUGAUCUUUUGUGAAAAUGUUAUUAAUUGCUCAUUUGCUGCAUUUAUUCGGCUGAGUUGCUGUUAAAUAUUGUUGUUAUUCAUCAUUUUUAUUGAAAUUAAUGUUAAAAUAAGACUCGGAUUUAUUAUGAUUAUGGUAUGGUAGAAGAGCUGUCUGAUCAUUUCACUAAUAUUUUAGUUUUUACGAAACAAUGCAAUCUUGAAUUUAUUGAUUAUUUCAGAUCUGAAUAUAUUAUUAUGGUGCCCUAAGGAGAAUAAUUACAGCUUAAGUUUCAACAAGGUUUUGCAUGGUUUCUAAAUUUGAUUUUCAGUGAUAAUGAUUCAGUGGUUCUUGCUCGUAUGUUCGUAAUAAGUUAACUGGUACAUCAGAUGCAGCAGGUAUAAGAUGGUCUACUUUAGAGGUACAUGAAGGAGUUACUAUCAAACAUGUGACCACGAAGGGCGCAGUGGUAGACACAAAUAAUCAACAUUUCCUGACUUGAGAGAGCGUCGGCUUCAUCUUCCUGAAAAUGAAAAGAACGUGAAUUUGGCCAUCGUUUUAUUUACGGUACGUUGUUCCACUUGUGUAACGAGUUAUUGAUCUAGGUAAACUUUUCGCUAGGUGAAGUAAUUUUAUCGGGACCAGACUUUUUCGUAGACUAUAGACUUGUGAUGUAUUAGUCAGGUCAGAACUGGGUUCCUCGUUGCUGCGUAUAAUUUUGUUGAAAUUUUUUUACGGAAAAUCAUAAAUUAAGCUUAGAGGAAGCUGAUUAUAAUAUUGAAUACAUUAAAUGGAUUUGUUCGUUACUUGCAUAGCAAUGAUAUUUGUCCUUAGUUUAAGAUGUGAAUAUUUCUUGCAAUCUUCAGAUUUUUUAUCUAUUUUUAUUUUAGUAGAAUUUGAAUUUAGCAUAACAUGGAAUUCCAUAUCAUGUCUUGCUUUGAUGUUUAUUGUGUCUAUACAAGCUAGGUUCAUGGAAGUUAUUAUGAUACUAAAAUUACAUUUUAUUGCAAGUUAUUGGAAUCUCAUUAGGUUGAAACCCUAGUCUAGUGAUAACUCCGAAUUUCUUAAAGUUUAUUUCUUCUCAAGUUAUCGCGAGUCAACAUCUUGAUAGACUCAAACAAAAUCUUAAUAUUUUUAAUAUUUGACUUCUAUUUAAAACGUAUAUACUUUAAUUGACGCCUGUUUUGUCGAGGCGUGAUGUCUUUGGCAUGGUUGAACUAUAUAAGGUUGACCCACGAGAAGUUCCGCCUUUCAG